Spirometra erinaceieuropaei is the source of this 25750-nucleotide messenger RNA. Lineage: Eukaryota; Metazoa; Platyhelminthes; Cestoda; Diphyllobothriidea; Diphyllobothriidae. The record is from the annotation of a GenBank genome assembly.
AUGGUCCUGCCCGGGCCGUCAGCCUUCAAUGUUAGGUAACCAAACAGUCUUCGACUGAGAGGCCCUACCCAUAGAGGGCAAUGCGACACACACGUACAUAUUUUAUCAUAACCACAUCGUUGACCCUGUUUUGUGUAUUUUGGCAGAGUUUAGGAAGCAGCGCACCCGGUGGCCUGCAUUUGGCUUCUCCACGGAGUAUUCCCUCGCAAAUUGAAUAAGUUUCAAGGCUGAGCUUAGAAACGUGAAUGAAGUUAACGGUGUGUAAAGUAUUCCGUAUCGCGUUAUUUGUCUCUUAGAGGGACCUAACUCCUUCUAAAUGUUAAACCUCGCCCAAUCGAGGGCAAUGACAUAGCAUGCUACCAAAGUGCGACCUCUCCUGGUUGCAUCUGCCCCCAUUUGAACUUCUCAGAAAAUUACUCUGUUGGCAUUAAAGCAUCAACCCAGAAUGUUCCUAAAAGCACCUGCCAGGAACAAGAGCACCAAAUUUGUGUACUUUAGAGAGCUCACGGACCGACGGCUAGCAGCCACGUUCAUUAUGUUAAUUUUGCUCCGCCCCAUAGUGAUCCAUACCUUGGUGAACUUUUUAGAAUUUUAGUCGCACGGCACGUACUGUGAUUGGAGUUUGAGCGUACAGUUCAGCCACCCGCCUCCACCCUCGAGACGCAUAGACUUGUCCGUAAACAAUGUGCACAGGAAUGGUUGUUAUUCCCGUCCCGGUUACAAGAUACCGCAUAAUUUUAGGGUCGCACCUUUGAGCACUUUUGGAUAGAGUUAUAAAUAAAGAGGUAUUAUCUUUUGUGUCUGUUUGCUUUCUUAAACUAUUCUACCAACUCUGCUUGGCAGUGUCCUGAUAUUAAGAGAGUUAGUAUCGGCGACACAACGUUCUCAACAGCCCUACGAUUGUGUUCAAGGUCAUUGUUGCCGCCAAAAGGACGACUGAUCAGCUAAUGAGGUUACAUUUGAAGGAACGACUUCAGUUUUUCCCUCUUCUCUGAAUUAUCUUCCUUUUGGUGGAGUUUAUCUACUUAACUUAUGAUGAGUAGCAUCACGGCAGGUGUUAUCGCGUACAGUAAUUGGGAAACCUCAUGAAAUGUCAACGGAAAUUCCGAAAUGUUUUCCGAUUCGAAAAAAAUUAAUUAAGUAGUGUUGUAAAACUAAUCAUCAUGCAACAUAAUUUUAUAAUAAUUCAGUUACCCCAGGAUGCCGGCUUUCGAACAAACUUCUUUCCAGCUGAAUCUAAAAACCAUACUUCGUAAAAAACGGCUACUUAAGUAACACGCAUUUUUCCUUGAUUUUAGAUGAACUUAAAGAUUCAGUUAUACUUCAUGGAAAAUAUGCAUAAAAUAUUCAUUCUUUUGCCCAUUCAGUAGAAAAUUACGUCUUCUUUCAAAUUUAAGCUCGAAGGAUGAGAAGAAUUCGGUUUUAAAAAGUUUAUAAUUGUAAAAUUUUUUAAUACCGUGAAAUGAUCUUUCGUAAAACGCCCUCUCUGUGCACUUCCCAAUGUGGCUCAAAUCCUCCGCUUAAUUUUGUGAACCCUAUAUGGUCGUCCUUUAUAACUGUAGAGAAAUGUAUGGUUUUCCGUACUCAGAAUUUAUACGGCAUGUAGUUUGGGAACCCUGAAUGCAAGUGUAACGGCACGUUGGGCUCAAAAUUAUCCGGGAAUCGGUAAAGUUUUAUAAAACCAAAGUGUACCCUUCCUUCGAGUGUAAAAUUAAAAGAAGACGUAGUUUCCUACUAAAUGAGUAAAUGAAUGAAUAUUUUUAUGCAUAUUUUCCAUGAAAUGUAAUUUGACUUUUAGGGGCAUCGAAAGCCAAUGAAAAAAAUGCGUCUACUUAAGUGGUCAUAUUUUACGGAAUAUAGUUUUUGCAUGCAGCCGGAAAGAAGUUCGUUCGAAAGCCGGCGUCCUGGGGUAACUGAAUUAUUAUAGAAUUAUGCUGCAUGAUGAUUGGUUUUACGACCCUACUUAAUUAGUCUUUUCGAAACGAAAAGGCAUUUCGGAAUUUCUGUUGAAACUUCAUGAGUUAGUCCACUUUCUGUAUACCUCUUCGUGUUACAUGAGUUACCUCGGGUGACACUCCUCGGAUGAGAAAAGAACGGUACUCGGUUCUUCCACAAUUUCGUGCGCGUUGUCGAAAGACCGUCAAAGGAACCAGAGGUAUGCGAACGUACAGGGUUAUCCGCGACGACGAAAUAAUGUCAGUGGAGCGCUUUACAUUUAGAUCUGCCAUGAAACUUGUUGUUGUCUGUAAAUCCGGCAUAUAGUCCAGACAAUAGCCUUGCAGGUGACAGGUAAGGACUAUUCGUAGUUCGCAGAGAGGAGAUAGGCGUCAACCCUAACUCCACGGCGGAACAUCUGGCACCAAUUUCGGUGUUUGACUGCGCCUAGCGAAACAAGUUGUCCUAUUUCAAAUAGACGCCCACAAAACGGUGGGACAUGCUCGUGCUGAAUUCCAGGGAAGGUAAAUACUCUCGUGCCCUGACUCCAACCGCGCCACCAACUCUUGGCCGUCGGAAUCAGUGUUUUCAGCUGGUUGAAACUAAAUUUGCUUCCUCCGGCUUCAAAUAUUGACAAAUACUUUCUUUUUUUUCAUGUGGACAUCGCCCAGUCACUGGCGUUACCAGAAAAUUUUACAGUCUGCACGCCUGCUGGAUGGUUCUAACUCGAAGGUAGAGACUACCGCUAGUAGGGAGGAUACUUGAGGUUUAUAGACUUAAAUUCAUGAGUCGUUGUUUGGACAAAACGUUUUAGACCGAUUACGCUGUCGGUCUAAUCAUCCAGCACUAGAAUGAAGAAUCAGUGGAUAGGGGCCUCCACCUUGUCUGGACACUGUCGUUAUCUCAUUUCUGCCGUGCAUUACUUCUUGGAGUCCUUCGAGCAACGCCCAUUCCCCGCUCUCUCUCGCAGUCGAUCUCACCCUCGUAUCUCGCACGUCGUCGUAGAUCACGACAAUGUCUGGCGUGAGGCUAUCGAUUUUUUAUUAUACCCAACAGGGCAGUUUUACCGGCUAGUGUUUCAUUUUGUCUCGGCAUCUUCACUGCGUGCAAGGGACUGGCGAGUGUACGUGUUUGUAUGUGUGUGUGACGAGAACGACCGAUGUUGACGGUGGCCAAUCAGCGAACAGCAAAUUAUCGACGGGCGUAGAAGCUGCUACUCUCAUCUCCCUCCCCCACCCCCCCCCCUCCACCCGCUACCGGCGUCGUCCGCCGGCAGUUGUCCGGCCGCCCUAUCAUUGGCUGACACGUCAGCAACAUAAUCAACGCCUCUCUGACGCAUUCAGUUUGCCCCGUACACCACCGCUACGCCGGUUACAAGUCCACGCUGACCACACGACUAGACAAUCCGACAGACCAUCUGGACGAGCCACUCCAAGUCAGCGCGUUAGUCGCCCUGGUGAUUAAAAGAAAAUGACAUUUCAAAAAUGGAGUACCUACCACACACUGGUGAGCCAACCACCUUGCAAUUGCGCCGUAAAGCGGCAGAAUAUCGGCGAAAACGCGUGUCUAGGCUGUGUGCGGUCAGAGUGGUGAAUUCCGCAACAUCUGUAUACUACUGACUGCCUGUUGACAACUUAUGAAUAUUACGCAGUUAUCCCUGUGAUAAUGACGGAGCUCGGUUCAAAUAUUCAUAUCGACUUUCCAACUGACCGUAUAGCGCUUCAUUUCGAAUGAUCCAAACUAAUUUAUUGUAUUAACUUCCUGGCAGAUUCAAAAAACUGAGAUUUUGAAACGGGAUUAUGUUCCGGAAAGCAUACGGGAAUCCACUUAUGAGACGAACCACCCACAGCUGUGUCAUGAAGCUGCAGAAUAUCUGCGAGACACGCAUGGCUGCCAGUAGGUGUGCUAAGUCCUGCAAUGUUAAAUAAAAUUCUGAAAUGUGUUUUGGACUCGAAAUGAUUACUUAAGUAGGGUUGUUAGAUUAAUCAACAUGCUGCAUAAUCCUGAGAUAAUUCAGUUAGUUCAGGAUGCCGGGUUUCGAAUGAACUUCUUUCCGUCCAACUGCAGAAACUAAACCCUGUAAAAAGUGACAACUUAAGUUGUACGCAUUGUUCACAUUGAAUUUUCGAUACCGCUAUAAAUUCGAAUGCAUUUUAUAAAAUACAUGCACAAAAUAUCCAUUCUUUUACUUAUUUUGUAAAAAAUUACGUAUCCUUUAAGAUUUAUACUUUAAGGAAAGUUAUUAUUAUAUUUUUCAAAAAGGUUAUAAUUAUGAGAUUCUUUAAGACCAUGAAACGCCCGUUCAUAAAACGCCAUAUUCCGCAUUUGCUAGCGUUGCUUGUAAAGUUUACGAUAUGACCUGUAUCUCUGCCAAAUUUUAUGAGCUCCAAAUAGUUUAAUCUAAAUAGCCUAUAGAAAUGCAAGAUUUUCCGUAAACCGAAAAUAUACAGCCUGUAGUUUCGAAACCGUGAAUGCAAGUGUGACGGCAGGUAAGCUUCCAAAUUAUUCAGGAAUUGGAAAAGUCUUCUGAAACCGAAUAAUAUUCUUCAUUCAAACAUGACAUUUAAAGAGGACGUAAUUUUCUAAAAAAAAGCAGAAUGAUUAAUAUUUUUGUGCAUGUUUUCUAUGAAAUACAUGUGAAUUUAUGGCGGUAUCGAAAAAUCAAUGAGAGAAACUCUUAUUGCUUAAGUGGCCAUUUUUACAGAGUUUAGCUUUUGCAGGUGAUCGGAAAGAAGUUCAUUCGAAACCCGGCAUCCUGAAGUAACUGAAUUAUCUCAGGAUUAUGCAGCAUGAUGAUUAAUCUAACAACUCUACUUAAGUAAUCAUUUCGUGUCCAAAACGCAUUUUAGAAUUUCGGUCAACAUUUCACGAGUUAGCACAUCCACUGUAGUACCUGUGUUGUCAGUAGAUUUAAUCAUGCAGCUGACCUGAUCGCAGAAAACUGCACACACCUAAAAUUGCAUCGAAGAAAUUAGGAGUCACAAAGGUUGAUUAGGACUCCGAGAAAGGAAAGAAUGUGAAGAAUAACGUGUCUGGAAACUGUGCGUUGUCUAUGCUAUUACUAAUGGUGGGCUCAUGUACUUAUAUGAAAAGAAUAUCUAGAUAGUACCUCCGUGACUAAGAUUGUAAUAAAAAUCCGAUAAUUAUCGAAUUAUGCCCUCGAGAAGGUAAGAGGACCUUGGGAUCUUCGUGAUAUCGAAGUGAGUCCAUUGAAAACACUCAUAUACGAGAAAUAAUAGUCCAUCUGCGCGAGCUUUUAAUCCUAAUCUAUUGCCCUAUGAAGUUUGUACCAAUUACAUACUACCAUCUUAGGAGGAAAAGGGCGUGGUUUGGUUCUGCAGCCUCACACGAGUGAUGCCAAAUGGUUGGCUUCCGAAUUCAAUAUUAGUUAACAUACCUAACUUAACCACUUGCUGGUCUAGGAAGAGAAAGAGAACGUAAGCGGGGCUCGAAGCACGCGCAGGGAAGCGAGUGAAGGUUACGUGUAAACACUCUCCUCCUCCGACACAGCCACUUGCUGGAUUAAGAGGAUAAGGAGGGCACAAUCUCAACUGGAAGGCCACGGUGGGAACCGCGCAGUAAUUUGAAGUGCAUGGCUACCACAGUGGAACCGACGGAGUUUCACACCAUCCGAACAAUUCGAUCAACAUGUCUACCUAGCCACUCGCUGGAUUGAGAUAAAAAAGAAAGCGCGGGCAGGGCUCGAAGCACGUGCAAGGAAGCUCGCAUGAGCUGAAACUGAUGUAACCGAGGAUGGCGUAUAUGCAACCCUCCCCCCGUGGUACAGUCACUUGUGGGAUUAAAAUGUUGAGGAAAAUGCAAAUAUAUGAUGUUUGCAAAGUCGGCGCAUUCGCAGAUACAAAAUUUUGUUAGAAAGCUAACCAUGUGUUAUCAUUGGGGUGGGGCCGCAGAAGCAAACCUCACCAAAAAUAAUCACACUGGAAAUGCCUAUUCCUCCAUGCCCGUAUAGGAGAUCGGGUAUUCUAACUUUUCCAAAAAGGGACAAAUUGACAUCACAACGAAAGCUGCUUUCCAAGAGAGCUAAUGCUGUUUCAUAGAUUUGGGCCAUUUACAAAGGCAGUCGAAAUGCUAAAUGACGCCCCAGGUGCAAGUACUGAACUUCAGUGACUGGAGCUGAAUUUAUUAAAUGCGAUGUAAUUCACACAUCCAACUGGUAUUGCUUACUUCCAUGCACAGGUGGCAUGUACUGUCAAGUAACCCAUUCAAUUUUUUCGGCGACUUAUCCUGAGACCUUUGUGGCGACUGCUGGUAGACAAGGGAGACUGAAAUGGCCAUUUCUGACAGCAAGAGCCAGCCACACCAAAGCCUUAACGUAACCCUGACUGUUCUCAAACGCAGCUGACGAGAAUUAGGCGCCUGGCCAAAAUGAAGGAAGCCGUGACUCGAAUGCUCGGUGAUUAACUAGGUCCGGGUCAAAGUUCUGACCAUUUGGGCCGGGGGCAGAGAUAGGACUGGCUGGUUGAUGACGGCAACUUAGCCGGAAACGAGUCUUCGCGGCCCGCCUCCUCCCAUUUGAUAUUCCUUUUGCGUCGCUGACUCCUUAUCGCUGUUCGAGUGACUGCGAAGUCUGUAGGUGGAAGUCCCGAGGCAGAAAAGGAAGGAGCAUGUUCGCCAUUUUUGAAAAUACCUCUGAUGCGCUAAAUGGGAGGGGGCUUAUUGGGUUAGAUUUGGUCCUGCAGUGGCUUGUAUCCGUUUGGGGUUGGAGGACUAUACUUCCAGAUCAAAACUGACACGAAAAGAAUUCCGAUGAUUUACAAUGUCAAACAGGCCUGGAUGUUGCCUGAGUGUGUACCAAGACGGAAAGUUUCAGAAAAGUUUCGCUGUAGUCUAUUUUAAUCUUAAAAACCUAAAGGUUGAGUAUACAGGCAACCCCAUGACCCCAUGACACAAAGACGUCUAUCGAAGAUGCAUGCACAGAGGCAGUUUUAAAGUCUGGCAAGCAGCAGGAAGCCAAUACGCUAUUAAACGGCAAGAAGAUAGGAGACUGAUCGACUGUCACCUAUCCAUUUUUUGUACAGGAAUCUAUCAUUAGAGUUGACAGCAGUCACUCAACGAAAGACAGUUCUACGGGGUUACUGACAAAUCAACGACGAGAACAGAUAUCCACUCUCAAUGAUUUAUUCCAAGUUGCCAGAUCGUUUUUUGAGAAUAUUAAGGAGUCGAAAUGGGAAAAUUAGGGGAGGACGAAACCUUUCUUCUUGGCUGUCCUGUAUGCCGAAAUUGCUAGGGGCCUCAUUUAGCCCCAGGGGAAUCGGACGUUACCGAAAGUUAAACUUGAUAUACCUUUGAUUUGCUAGCCUCAGGCAGCACAUGGCAGUCAUUCUUUGGUGUGUUUGGUUAAACCUGCGGUUCUUCAAGCCUUGACUAUCUGGCCUCGCCGGACUGCCUUCCCGUCACCGUCCAGCGGUACUAUAAGUCUGGUCUGUUUCCCUCCUCCUCCUCCUCCUCCUCCUCCUCCUCCUCCUCCUUCUCAUUCUCCCCCUGCCCCACUAUCGAUCUGUCCCGUUUUACCCUCCAAGUGUAUACAAUGAGUUACCGAUCUCAUGAAAUGUUGGCCACAAUUCUGAAAUGCGUUCUCGAUCAGAUCGGAUUACUUAGGCGCAGUUGUAAUACUGAUUAUCUCGCGGCAUACUCCUAUAAUUUUUCGGACUUGGUAGGAUAUCAGCUUUUGAAUGCCCCGCUUUUUAAUUUCCCGUAAAAACCGUACUUGGUAAAAAAUGGCUACUUGAGUGGCAUGCAUUUUUCGCAUUGAUUUUCGAUGGUCCUGCAAAUUCAAAUAUAUUUUAUGGAAACCGCGAACAAAAUAUGCUUUCUUUCGGUCACCUAAUAGAGAAUCACACCAUCUUUAUAUUUUACACUCGCGGAAGGAGCAUGGGUAGGUUUUGAAAAAGUUUUUAAUUAUGAGAUUUUUUAAGAGCGUACAAUGUCUGUUCAUACAGUAUCGUAUCUGUCCAUUUACCACUGCUUCUCAUGAAAUGCUCAACAUAGUCCGCAUCCAUUGCAUAACUUUAUGGACUUUAUAUGGUAUUUUUUUAAAGGUCUAGAAGAAUAUUUUAUUUUCUUUGUACAGAACGGAUGCAUCUGGUAGACUAAAAUCAUUAAGUGCUACUGCAACAACUGAUCAGGCUCCAAAUUAUUCGGGAAUUAGAAAACUUUUCCAAAACCUAGUUAUACUCCUUCGGGUAUAAAAUAUAAAGAUGACGUGAUUCUCUAUUAAACUACUGAAAGCGAGCAUGCUGUUGUUCGCGGUUUCUAUAAAAUAUAUUUGAAUUUACAAGACCAUCGAAAAUCAAUGCGAAAAAUGCAUGCCAAUUAAGUAGUCAUUUUUUACCAAGUAGAGUUGCUAGAGGAGAUUGAAAGCGGUGUAUUCAAAAACCGACAUCCUGCUGAGUCCGAAAUAUUAUAGAAGAAUGCCGCGAGAUAAUCAGUAUUACAACCGCGCCCAAGUAAUCCGUCCUUAUCGAAAAAGCAUUUCAGGAUUUCAGUCAACAUUUCAUGAGAUCUGUCACUCACUGUAACUAUACAGCACAGGGGUGUACUGCACAGUAUGAUAAUGAGACCUAGGGGACUUAGAACGAUAAAUGAGAAAUGCACGCAGGUGUAUGGUAUGUGACCCCCUUGGGGAGGCCGUAGUUAGUUACAAACCUAUGCCCAUGCUUGGAAUGGAAAAUCUCUAACUUGUAAGCAUUUAAUGAAAAGUCCGAAGAAACCGCAGCCAUAAACCAAGCCCUAGAACCCUAACCCUAGCCUCCAUCCCAAAUUCAAACCAUAGCUCAAGCCUGGAAACCCUGUUUCAAAGUAUGACCCUACUAAUAGCAAUUUUAACCGUUGUCCAAACCCUAGCCUUGGGCCCAAAACGGACAAUUUUAAAUCGAUAACGCUACUGGAGGUCACAAUCUGCUUCCCCUUUAUGACCCAUUGCAUGACAAACCAUUAUGAAGCACACCAACCAUCCAGAGGGGGGGGGGUUUACAAACCCCACCCUCAUCUAACUUUUUUCUCACCUUAAAGGACCAUUCAGUCAUCAGAAUUGCACAGUUCAGUUUCCCAAGAGCCGCCUGCUAGGCAAGCCCAUCUAGCCGCAUCUUCAUCGAAUGUAAAACUAAUUUCUGCUAUUCCAUUUGAACUCGACACAUUUGGGCAAGUAUUCAAGUUAUUUAGAGGGAGACAGUGUUCGGUCGACUCGCAUUGUCUUGCAAAAACUACGGGCACAAGAAAGCAUACAUGCAGGGUCGUCUAUGCUGAAUGGGAUGUUUCCCGAGACAGUGGAAAUUAGUGAGGAGAAUGUUCCACGAGGGUUCUUGCGGCGUGCGGACGUAGUAUUUGCAAAAGCUGUCAGACACGGGAACUUGGAACUCCCCCGGUCAACAGGUGGCCUUGCGUAAGGCUGUAGGGGGGAGUGCCUAUUCCCACUUCGAUCAGGCGCCCAAACCAAAAAACCGGCGAACACUUCCGUACAUUAGGAAGGUGUCCGAACUAGUUGAAAGACACCUGAAGAAGCACCAAAUACAUGCUGCGCACAAGCCGACGACUACACUUCGUAACCAGCUGGUACACCCUAAGGAUAGGGUUGGCUAUUUACAUAAGAAGGAAGUCGUCCAUGCAACACCAGUAAUGCGGUUUACUGCGGUCAAACUGGCCAGUCGGCCUCUACACGAAUAUGGGAAUAUCAGUUGGCCGUAAAAAGGCGAGACCACUUGUCCCAAGUUACCCUGCAAACGCUGGAAACUGGACACAAAUUCGCCUGGUACAGGACUCGCAUCAUAGGUGUCCGCUCAUCUAAGAACGACCGCAUCAACCGACACGUAGAAUUUGAUGCGGUGUACAACAUCCUCAAGGAGAAGUGGAAAAGGCAUUGACCAAUCAGGACUUUACGCCAGCAGGAGUGACAGGCCAAAAUCGAUUUUUAGGCAUGUUUAAAUGUUAAGUGUUUUGCACACUUACUUUACCUCUGAGGACGACUUGGGGAACCAAAGUCGAAAAUUUACAAUUAAACUUGUUUAUCUUUCCCAAAGAAGUUAUUUCUUUCCAAUUAUGCUCUUUGGGAUGCCUACCUUCAAAUUCAUUAAUCUUAAACGUAAGUUCCUGCGGGAUUUACUGCAAUGCCGGAUUUCCCGUGUCCUCCCACAAACACAUGCUACGGGCACAGCAAAAUCCUAAUGGCAGCCGCCGGAUUUUGUAGAAAAAUUGGAUUUUUACGGUAGCCCUAGCAAAACAAGUUCUGGUUACCGCAAAAAAAAUCGGCGGGGCUCGGAAAUGCGGUCCUGCUUGCUCAGCAAACUAUCACCUUCGUACUAUCAUUGAUUUCAGUAGAUGGUAAACAUUUAUCACUUACGUACUAUAAUUAAUUUCAGCGGGCGCAGUGCCGCUUGCGGAUUCUUCCAAUUUGAGGUGCUGCGAUUAUUAUUUACAAGUACUUUGGGGUCUGGGUUUUACGGUUGGAAAUAGGAUUCGGGUUUAAGGGCCAGGGUUUAAGGUCAGCAUUAGGGUUAGGAUUUAGUGUUACGAAGUCACUCGGGAGCCACUUCCUACAAUUUUUAUCUACGGCUACGUCUGAUUGGCCACAUUCUUGGGCGGUUCAGUUUCGAUGACCUUGAUGGGCCAAUCACUCUUAUUCUUCCUAGAAUUGGUUUUAUUGGUCACCUGAAGUGAAUUUUUGCAUUGCAAGCUACUUACGCGGCGGUUUUAGCACCUGCUAAGACAAACUAACAUACUUACAUACGCUACACGUGCUUCCCCUUUAGUUUUCUCACAUUCUUCACUAUUUCCCCUAUCCCCUGUAAAGCAUCUUUUACAAUCGUUUCCGUAUUGGACCCGUCUGGGUUUCGUCAUUUCCCCUCAGGAUCGCGUUUCCGAGCCUUGCCAUUACUGCUGCUAUUGCGAAUAAAUGGGAGUUCUUUUAAAUUAUGCAGAAUACACUAUUACUUUCAAACAGUCCUACCCCUUUAGUCAGUUAGUUUAGGAAGGGCAUGCAUUUUCGAUCGAACAUGCAGCUGAGCGGUAAGACCACCCUAAAAGUCAACAGGGGGCGUCAGUGGUUUCGACAUAAAGUCGUCACGCCUGCGCGCGCGAGAGAGAAUGUGGAUUUAUUUUGAGAAAAGAAAAAAACAUUUUCGACGAUGAACACAUAAAAACGCCAUUCUUCAACACAAGUGAAAAGUGAAAAAUCGCUUGUUGUUAAACAGACAGGUAUCCGCAAGAAAACCAGCUACCCCCAGCGGACUGGCGGCGUAGUCAGGAGAUAGCGCCAUAAAUUAGCGCGAAUACACAAAGGAGAAAAAUCAGCUGAAGUCGGCCACUUAUCCCGUUCCUGAGUAAACUCCGAAACACACCCAAGGGUAAAGGAGAUGGGAGAAAUGGCAGUCAGCUACCAAAAGUUUGCUGCUCUGACUCGGAACACCCCCAUUUUUUCCAUCAAACGCCACCGCUACUGAUGGCAGGCGUUUAGCCAAAGUUCGCAAAUAUUUCAGGGCCUUUGGUUCACAGUGAAAUUGAAGUACUUUCGUGCACUGUGCAAGAAUAUGGAUGAGCAAAGUGCUGUUAAUGCACUGAUACGCUCGCAGCUCCAAACUUCGACUAGUCCUCCUGAGAAAGUGCUCAACUACAGCAGGUGGGCUAACUCAUGAAAUGUCAACAGAAAUUCCGAAAUGCGUUUUUGUCUCGAAAAGAUUAAUUAAGUAGAGUUGUGGAAUAAAUCGUCAUGCAGCGUAAUUUCAUAAAAUUUCAGUUACCUCAGGAUGCCGGCUUCCGAAUGAACUUCUUUCCGGCUACAUGCAAAACCACACGCUGUAAAAAAUGACUGCUUAAAUAGCAUGCAUUUUUCUAAUUGAUUUUCGAUGCUCUUAAAUAUUCACUUAUAUUUAUUAUGACAGUGAGCGCUCGCCGAUCAGGUUACGGAACAUGCUCGUUCCGUUGUGCCUUGGGGCUCAUACUAGAACCCUCGCAGGCAGUCGCACAGCGACUAGUAGUACACACAGAUGAGAUGAUACCGACAAAGACAAGGGAGACCGGAAUGGCCAUUUCUGGCUUAUUAGCCGUCAUCAGCCAGUCAUACCCAACCCCAAGGGCCCGUGGCUCAAUGGUAGAGCGUCAAACUCCAUGACCAAAGAUCCCGGGUUCGAAUCUCAAGUGAUCCACACUUGGGGUUGGGUAUGACUGGCUGAUGACGGCUAAUAAGCCAGAAAUGGCCAUUCCGGUCUCCCUUGUCUUUGUCGGUAUCAUCUCAUCACUUAUAUUUCAUAGAAAACGGGGAUAAAAAUAUUCAUUCUCUUAUUCAUUCGGUAGAAAAUGAUGUUUUCUUCUAAUUUUAUACUCGCAGGCAGGGUAUAAUUCGGUUUUCAAAAUCUUUUCUAUUUCCCGAAUAAUUUUGAAACUGGCCUGCCGUUACACUUGCAGUUAAGGGUUUCCAAUCUACAAGCCGUAUACUUCCCGCGUACGGAAAUCCUUACAUUUAUCUACGGUAUUAAGAGGAGACUAUACGAGGUUCAUAAAAUUUAGCAGUGGGUUUAAGCCAUCUUGUUAACUUUACGAGAUAUAUUGGUAAAUGCAGAAACAUGGCAUUUUAUGAACGACCAUUUCAUGGUAUUAGAAAAUCUCACAAUUGGAAACUUUUUUAAAACUGAAUUAUAACUUUUCUUCGAGUAUAAACUGAAAGAAGACGUAAUUUCCUACCGAAUGAGCAGAAUAAUAAAUAUAUUUAUGCAUGUUUUCCAUGAAAUAUAAUUGAAUAUUUAAGGACAUCGAAAAUCAAUGAGAAAAAUGCAUGCUACUUAAGUAGUCGUUUUUACGGAGUAUAGUUUUUGCAUGCGGCCAGAAAUAAGUUCGUUUUAAAGCCGGCAUGUUCACGUAACUGAAUUAUUAUAGAAUUAUGCUGCAUGAUGAUUAGUUUCACAACCCUAUCUAAUUAAUCUUUUCGAAACGAAAACGCAUUUCGGAAUUUCGGUUGACAUUUUAUGAGUUAGCCCACGUAAAGUAUGUUUUUAGCAACGUUUGUUUGAUCGCUUAAAAAGUGGGAGGUGUGGACUAGAAGUCAAGCGAAACCCAACCUUCUCAGCAUUCUUCUUCGGUAACUUGAAGUAGAAUUGAAGGAUCACAGGCCCAGUCCGAUGGUUAACAUGAAUAUUUGAGCCGAAAUAUUCAUAAGUUGCCAACGGUACAGAUGUUGCAUGAUUAACCAUUCUGACUGCAUAGCCCAGACACGCAUGUUUCGCCGAUAGAGAAUCACGUCAUCAUUAUAGUUCAUACUCGAAGUGGGAGUAUAAUUAGGUUUUAAAAGUUUUCUAAUUCCCGAAUUAUUUUGAGCCUGAUCAGUCGUUGUAUUAGUGCUUAGUGAGUCCAGUCUACAAGGUAUGUGCAUUCCGCGUAAAGAAAAUCCCACAUUCUUCUAUGCCUUUGGAAAGAUAUCAUGUAGAGUCCAUAAAAUUUUGCAAUGGAUGCGGACAAUGUUCUAAAUUUCACGAGGAGCAGUGGUAAACAUACAGGUAUGAUACGGCAUGAAUGGACAUUGCACGGUCUUAAAAAUAUCAUAAUUGGAAACCUUUUUAAAACCUAAUUAUACUCCCUCUUCGAGUAUAAAAUAUAAUGAUGAUGUGAUUCUCUAUCAAACGACUGGAAGAAAGCAUAUUUUUGCUCGUGGUUUCCAUAAAAUAAAUUUGGAUUUGCAAGACCAUUGAAAAUCAAUGCGAAAAAUGCAUGCCACUUAAGUAGUCAUUUUUUACCAACUAUAGUUUCUAAGGGGGAUUGAAAAGCGGUACAUUCAAAAGCUGACAUCCUGCCAAGUCCGAAAUAUUAUAGGAGUAUGCGGUGAGAUAAGCAAUAUUACGACCGCGCCUAAGUAAUCCGUCUGAAUCGAAAACACAUUUCAGAAUUUCAGCCAACGUUUCAAGAGAUCGGUCAUUCACUCCAGUUGGAUCAAACACUAGAGGAAGGAGUAGAUCGCCUGUAUUGCCGCGGGUGCAUUCUGGCAGACUUUGCCGAAAAUACUGGGCAGAUAGUUGCGGGUAUUGUGUAGACAAGAUGUCUACACAUGCCGCAUGAUUUAAUCUACUGACAACACAGGCACUAGCUGAAGCCCAGGCACGCGUUUUUCGCCGAUAUUCUGCAGAUGCAUGGCACAGUUGUGUGGGCUUUCUCUCACCAAUGGCCCCCCUCCCGUGUGUUUUAUGGAACAUACUCCAGUUUCGUAAUUUCAGCUUUUCCAUCUGCUGAGAAGUCAAUGCACUAACUUGGUUUGAGUCAUUUUAGAUGAAGUGUUAUACGGUCAGUUAGAAAGUCUAUAUGAAUAGUCGAGCCGAAUUCCCUCAUUUUCACAGAGAUAACCGCAUAAUACUCCUAUGCUGGCAAAAGGCUGUCCGUAGUAUAGAGAUGUUGCGGGAUUUGCCACACUGAGAGCACAGGUACUUCCUAGGAGUCCCGACAUUCGUUUCUCCGACAAUCUACCGCUGGAUAGCACAUCAUCAGUGAGUCUUCUAGCGUUUCCCGCGUGUUUUCUCCGAGAUGCAAGAGCUCCGAAUUUUCAGCUUCCUAGUCUGCUCAAAAGCUAUUGCGAUAAAUGAAUGAAGCUUUGUACGCUGAGCAGUAAAGUUGAUAAAUCAUGUAGUAUGUUUGUACUACUGGCUACCUGUUAACAAUUUAUGGACAUUAUGCGGUUAUUUAGAUUUAAUAAGCGGAAGUCGGCUCAAAUGUGUAUAUCUCCUUUCCCGUACGUUAGGAAUUGUAGAGGUACACUUUUACUCGAUUAUUGACUCUGCUUCUAAACCAACAACUUCCAUUUUAUAUGGAUACAAAGUUUCCGAGGUUUGAAAUAUUUCUUCCUUAACAAUUAUAGGAAUUACAAAAAUACCCCUCGUAAAGGAUAUUUAAGUGUGCGGAACGUGUUCCAUAAAAAGAACAUUUAAUUAACUUGACGGUAACCAACGCCGCCUAUGUUCUCAGUCGUUAAACUUUGGAAAGGGCCAUUUUGAACAAAGUAAGUACAGAACUCUAGACCUUCAUCGGCUUUUUGUUGAGGCGACUUAACUUUUCUGGUUCCUCGAGCCAAUUUACAAUUUUAAUUGGGAGGUCAUCGAUGAGAAGAGAACGGACGGCGAUUUAAGAGUUGACAAAAUUCCUACAUAGCGGGAAGUUACUAUUUAGUCCCGAGAAGAAAAAGUGCAAGGAUUUAAGACAAUUUCCUAGUAAAUUUAUCUCUCAGACUCUCCUCGUCAAAUUACCAGGUGAAUAUCAGUGUGAAAACAAGGUCGGUCGUUUCUUCAGCUGUGUAAUUUCAAAUAUAAAUAACAAUUUCUAGCACAUAUAUACAGUAACAACGUACAGUAAACCUGUGAAAAGACGAUUGAAAUAGGCGCCAUCUUUCAGGAACUUUUGCUCAAAAACGCAUCCAAGAAUCUGUAUUGGAGACGUCGCUGGGUCUGUUCAGAACCGGACUUCUGUGGCAGCUUUAAUUAUUUAACCUUUCCCUCAUGUCAUAAGUCUACCGGUUUUGGAGACACCGGCUGGUGAAGAGGGAGAGCAGUACGACAUGAAACGCAAUCACACUGCCAGUCAGCGAAAGCACGAACGACCACGAGUCGAUGAAAAUGAAAGCGUAGAGGAUAUUGCCUGCCAGCAUUGCGGAGACACCUACGGCGUUGAAAAGGACCCUAAGGGUGGCACACACCUGACCCGGCAGCCAGGAGUCACUGCAGACGCCACACACAUCAGUGAUGAAGACUACACUGACGAUGAAGAGGCCUCCGCAGAACAAAACCACCGAAAUGAGCUGCAACAGGUUAAGCAGGCAGAUUGAGAAGAAGUAACCGCAAUUCCAGUAGGGCAGAGCCAGCGAGGUGAUGCAUAAUCCGAUCGCUAGACAGCUCAACGGUAGGAUGAGGAGACUGACAUUCAUGCUAGUUGGUGCACACUCCAACUCUAGGGUGGGUAAAUGUAACUAGAAGGAGUUGCUGCAAGGUUGACCUGUGAGAACGCAAAGAAGGACUUCAGAUGACACGCAUUUCACAAGAAACAGCCUGGAGAAGCCUUCAGUUUCCGUCUCCGCUCUGUUUCUACGGCGGCAUGUGCUCGCCGAACGACCUUGCUGCACUGCUCUGGACUGGAGUAGGGAGGCCUGGCCCGCAUAAUUCAGCACGGACCCCGAUUGGCGCUGCCAGGAGGACAUGUGGCCAGCCAACCAGUAGAAGCGUCAGCACACACACGCAGGCACAGGCGGCGCGACAUACUCACAGUAAACUGGUAUGGCGGGGGGGGGGGAGAGGUCAGUACAACACAGUCUCUUAACUGUCGACCCCACUGCAGAAGGACAGCGCAACAGAAGAGGGUAAAUACAUUAGCCUCGGGCACAUGCAUACGCGUACGCACAUGAUGAUCCGUGUUGGCGCACAACUUCACCUUGGUUCACUUACAGUUGCGUUGUUUUUGUGCACAAAACUGAAUUCUCACAGUAGAUGCGUAGACCUGCGCGUACUGGGUGCUGAUCAGUCGGCAAGGGCGCCAUCCAGUCCAGCAAAAUUACUGACGAGGACAAGGGCUACUGCAGAGAGAGAGAUUUGGCAUGUGUGCGGUUUUUCGUCAGUCGUAAGCCAACCUCCCUGCCCCUCUCCCUCCGCCAGAGGACUGUAGAUCCGAGUCUUGAUCUGUUUCGUUACGUCAGACCAGACAUUCAGCUUCCCAGCCAACUUGAGUUAGGAGGCCUGUGAGCCCUCACCGGGAUCGUAUCUUUCAGUUGGUUUACACAUCCGACAGACAGAAGCAAAGAGACGAGUACCAGGAAACAGUCUUGAAGAAGGCGACACGAGGAACAUCGGGAUGCAGUCUUCCCGGACAUACAAUAUACGAUAGACGAGGAAGAGAACAACCAGCUGGCCUUCCUAGAUUUCCUUAUAUGCCGCAAAAAUUGUGGUAGACUAAGGACCAAAGUGUUCAGUAAAGCGAAAAAUACGAUGCAAACACAGAACUUCAACAGCAACCACCCAAUCAGCCACAAACGCAGUUGUGUAAGGACGCUCCAUCGGCGUGUCGAAACGCACUGCAGUGAGCCGGAAGACAAGAUUGCUGAACAACAAUAUCUCCGACGGGUCUUCAAAGCCAAUGGCCACCCGCGCAGCUUUGUCAACCGGUACAUACCUAGAAGGGACGAAAGGCCUAACCGCACGGACACCAAAUUUUGGCGAGCGCUUCCGUAUGUCCAGAACGUUUCGGAAACUGUCGGCCGCCUUCUCGCACCACUUGGGGUUGGAGUUGCACACAGACCGGAGGCAACCAUCAGGCGUCAGGUAAUGAAACCGAAAGACCCUUUGCUACGGCAAGAAACGUCUGGAGUCGUUUAUUGGAUCUGGUGCAGUUGUGGACAAAGCAACUACGUCGGAGAAACCGGAAGACAGCUCCGAACGCGAAUGGUCGAACACGUUGCAGCGGUGCGGAGAAAUGACGCUAGCUCUCAAGUUGCGGCUCAUUCAACGAGAUCCGGGCAUACAUUCAAAUUUGACGAGGUCUAAAUUUUUCGCAAUAGGUGACAAUCGCAAGAGCCGGGAACUGCUUGAUUCAUGAUUUACUGGCCCCCAGUCUACUAACAUGUGCAACGAUCUUCCCAUUCAAUACAGCGUGCUGAGACUUCGCCUAGGCGGAGUAAUUGGCCACGCGGGGAGCGCACUGGUGAACACUCUUCCCAACACCCGGGUCAGCGCGUCAGGUGGUCGAGCCAUCCUCACACUAACAUCCAACGCACGUGAUGAACUUGCAGCAAUUAACGACGCAAAUGUCGGCCAUCACACCACGCGCGACGAUCCCUGAUUAAGGGGGGCGGGGAGAGCCGUGAAUAUUCAUAGGUAUGCGGUAACAUGGCUACUGCAUCCUAUAAACACUGCAGUCCCUUGUGCAUGAACCACCCCUAUCUGCUUUUGUCUGUGAUGAUGGGUUCGUGCAGGAAUCCGAAACGUCAGGUUAAUAAAGCUCUCUUCCCAGCGAUCGUGUCUCCUUUUUCUAGGCAAUGUUUCGAACGGCACAUCUUCACACAUCUCAUCCCUUGGGGUCUUCGUGGUGGGCAACUCACGCGACGGUUCAGUAAACAAGUAGACUGAGAGAUCGGCAAGUUCUGUCAUAUCUGGCUACUUUUUUAUUGAUAAAUACACGUGGUAUCAUGUUACUUGGCGGAGUAAUCAUCCACACCUUACGCAGCUAAGUCUUCGAGCUGAUGGUUUGGCAUCUCGCCACGAGAUAAAAGGGGAUAAAUUUCAUGCUGUUAAGUCCACCAUAAGAGUAUUUGGGUUCUAAUUUAGUCAGCAAAAACCGAAACCUCCCACCCAUCCCUAACCGAUCCAGUCGACCAUGUCAGAUUUGGAGUGGGGAUAUCAAGAUACUGAACGUCUAUCCACGUCCAUGUAAAGGAUUGGUACUUGCAUAGAUAAUCAAACAGACUCAGAAUUUCCCUUCAGAUCAUGUAUCUUUCCCUGUGGUCUUUAUUUAGAUUUUUUCUCCAUUGUAACAAAGUUGUAGAAAUCUAAUGCAAAGAACUAGAAUUCUUGAGAAUUUUGCGUCCCUACUUGCAAAAUUUCAAACCGCAGUCAAAAUAGCGCGUUCUUAGUAAAAAGAACUCCUGUAAAUGGAAUUCAAACCAGCCAAAAGAAAAAAAUUGCAAAUCUCUGCGUGAGCGCCUUUGGACCGCUCGAAGGUCUUGAUUGGAUGAAGAAGCCAACGAGGUAGGCACGCACUUUUUCACUUAACAAUUAUCAGACUUUUCUAAACCUUCUGCACAGAAAUAGACCUUAAGAUGACCAACGUCUUUCAGGGCGUCCAAUUUUGAACUAUAAUAGCGCGUGAUUUCCGGCAGUUCAGCGCAGAAAAAAGGAUGGAGGAACUUCGCUCGCUAUCGACUGAUGUUCUCUGACGGUAAUGACCUCAGACAGGAGAAACAGAUUAUUUUCCGUUGUUGUUGCUACUGAAUUGGCGUCAGUUCCGUUUUCCGACUUUUCUACCACAAACUUCCCUAAAUAGUGAAUAAAAAAGAAUGAUGGGCGAAGUUUGGUCCGGCAGCCCCACCUGAGUGAUAACACAUGAUUAGCUUUCUAAAAAAUUUUGUAAAUGUGAAUACGCCGACUUUACAAACAUUGCGUUUUUGCAUUUUCCUUAGCAUUUUAAUUCAGCGAGUGACUGUGCCACGGAGGGAAGGAGUGCUUAUACGCAAGCCUCGGUUACGUCAAGUAUCAGCUCACACGCGCUUCUCUGCGCGUGCUUCGAUCACGCUUGCACCCUCUUUAUUAUCUCAGUCCAGCGAGUGGCUAGGUAGGCUUGCUGAUGGAAUUGUUCAGACGGUGCGGAACUCCGUCGGUUCCACCACAGUGAUCAUGCACUGCGAAUUGCCACGCGGUUCCCACCGUGACCUUCCAGUUGUGAUUGGGCCCGAAGUAUCCUCUCAAUCCAGCGAGUGGCUGUGCCGGAGGGGAAGAGUGUGUACACGCCACCUUCACUCGCUUCCCUGCGCAUGCUUCGAGAUCUGCUUGCGCUCCAUUUCCCUUCCUAACCCCGCGAUUGGCUAAAUUAGGUAUGUUAAUUUAUGUUGUUUUAGUAAGCCAACCAUAUUGCAUCACUCGUGUGGGGCUACAUAACCAAACCUCGCCGAAUGACGCUGUACGAGGUGUGCAUUUAGUGUAGAUCUCAGCCAAAUGGAACUGAGAAGACAGCUUCUAUACGCUGAAGGGAGUUCCGAUAGAGACGAGGGCUACUACGAUAACUAUUUAGGGACUAUUAGCCAACCGUACCUGAGCCCGGGUUUGGGGGCAUCUGAAACUCCAACCCGUGUUCCAUGACCAUCAGGCCUUCUGAGGGUCGACGCCUUAACCAUGGCAACUGUCAAGGCAGGGGGUCGUAUCGGUUGCAAACGGCGAUAAUAGGGGCGUUGAUCCUAAGGACGCUCGAUGGCUAAGUAACGCGGGUUAGAGCCUCAUGUGGUCUCAAACCCCGGCUCUGGUACUGUCGGCUGACAACGGCUAAUAAUUUAAAAGUAGUCGUCUCAGUAUUCCUUGCUGCUGAAAGUGCCCCCUUAUCUGCCUUCAAGGGCUCUACGUUGAGCUCCACGGCACAACGGGGCAAGCUGGUCCUGUUACCUGAUCAAUGAACGCACCUCCAACAUAAGUUUGCUAUGAUGUAUUCCGGCACCCAUUGGAUUGACAACGAAGGUGUCCCUCUCUGUCCUCUUGUGUUAUCUACGGUUCCCUUAUGAUGUCCAUAAUUUAAAACGGUGGAAUAAUUUCUCAGAUGCCGACACUGACAUCGGAAUCUGGAGCUCUCGAAGCCAGUGAUUAGCUUCCGCUCCGGCUGAAAUUUUCAUGGUUCAUGCGAGUUAAAAGGGAGACCUAUUGCCCUCAGUUCGACGAAGCUGCAUCAUUCACUUAGCCUUUUCAAUAGUCUGAAAUCUCAUCUGGGACAUGGACGCCUAGACAACCGAAUGAAGGUAAGCGCUCUCGAAAAAUCCAAAAUGGUGGAUUUGGUUGGUAUUGCAUAGCCUAAUGCUUACAUGUUCAAAUUCGAGGUCCCGAUAGGACACGGCUUCCAGUACCCCCUUAUUACGGGUAACAUUACGUCAAAAUCCAGGCGGGAGGUAAGGAUCAAAGUUAGGACACCGGAGUGCGUACCUAUCUGGGGAUUUGGCCUAAGGCCACCAGCAGUACGGGCGCACUUAGUUCAAACUGGAAUCCCUUACGUCGGGUCGGUCCCCGAAUAUCAAUUCUGCUAAGAGCGUUUAAUGUCUCCUGACACUAGAAGGCAACAAAUAUAAUCUGGAUGACCGUCUUGGAGUCAUCACAACGCAUGUGGCAUUGGCCGCUUUGUCAGCGUGUAUGUUUUCCGCCCUUUAAGGAAACGUCACAUGAUUGGCACGUAUUCACCAGCUGACAGUAGAUUCAAGGGUAGGGAGGGUGGCGAUGGGCACCUUUAUUCGACAGGGUUGUUUAUUUCUCCCGAUGCGAAAAAAAGAGUGAAAAUAUGUUAACCAAAUUCUAUCUACAUAAUCAUGGUAAAUUCUUCCUAUCAUAUUUGAGUUCCUUUGAUUAAAAACAGACAUGGGAGUCUUCGGAGGGCCGAAAUCAAUUGUAGCACCGUAAAUACAAAUAUUGUCCUUUAGCGGAGCAACAAAACUCGUGGAAUUAUCUUCUUUCAUCAUAGUUCGAAGGGUAAGAGUGCAGACCAUACGUUAUCCAUGGAAUUAGUGGAUUAUACAACGGAAGAUGAAGAAAAAGAAGAAAAAAAGAAGGCAUAGUAACUUUCUAGGUAUGUCUGAGUUUGUCCGGGUGACGAUGGCGUAUAAAUUAUUUUGGCCCAACUGUGAAAAAAUUGGCGACCUCGGUGGGAUUCAAACCCACCCAGAUGUGAUUCAACCCUAAAUGUCAUUAAACUGACUGCUCAGUUGGCUAUGGCGUUGAUUAAACUCAAGUCUUCCAUUUUCUGUCCCGCGUUUGAAUACCAUCAAGGUCGCCCAGUUUUUCACAGUUUGGCCGAAAUAAAUUAUUCGAAAUCUGCCAAAACACCUAAUAAGACGCGGAAUAAAUCGAAAGUGACUAUCAUAGUCUCAUUUGUCUUUGUCGGCACUUCUCCACAUGUAUUUCUGGCCGACAUACAGCUAUCUGCAGUAAUUGUGCCGCCAGGCCCAAAGGGCAGCUGAUAGGACAACGAAUCCAUGGCUCAGUUGGUAGAGUGGUGAACCUAACGCUCGAUGACCGAUGAGCGUUGGUUCGGAUCCCAGGCUCUCCAGACCUGCGGUUGAGUAUCGCCCACUGACGACAGAACAUAAGCCAGAAAUAUUCAUUCUAGUCUCCCUUGUCUUUGUCGGUCCACCUUUCUCGGCAUGCAUUGCUGAUUGAUAUACGAAGGCCCUGGGGCGCCAGGGAAUGUGCACAUCCCGUAACCCGUCAUGAUAGUUUUUAGUUUACGUCGUCUCCAUUCGACACUGCCCCAAAUCGGGAAUAGCUGAGACACUACCUAGAGCGCAGUCCGUCCUAGAGACUAACGUUGUGCUUGUUGAGUCAAGCUUUCCUUCUCUAUCGAUGGUCACCUAUCUGGUUGUCGUUUCUAACUCAUUUCUUUCUCAAAGGUAGCAAACAGUAGCACUAUCCAGGACACAUGCCUUAGCUUCCCUUUGGCCUGUUAGGAAUUCCCUACUCAACCAGAUAUCUUAUUGCGCUGUAACCCGCAGGCUGUUCGAAUCAAAACAGAACUGGUGUGCUCUUCGUUUCCACAGACAGCUACACCGAUUGCCGCCCUCUGUGCGAGUGCUUCGUCCUCCCUCUUAUCGGCUUAUCGCCUGCGAGGCAGCGGUACGAGCACAAUGCCAACCCGCGAUCCAAAGUCCCCAUGUAGUAGCAAUGACCGGAGGCAAUAGCAACUGCGCAGUAAUAUGUGUAUGUGAGCGCCUGCAUGUGUGUAUACAGACCAAAAAUGGUACAAACACCCACGCCAAUGCAGGCACACACACACACACACACACACACACACACACACACACGACAUUCUGGUGAGCAUCCACAACGGCAGCAGCAGCAGCAGCAUCCAGGACAGUGUAGCAUGAGGGUAAUAUAUGAGCUCCAGAAAAACGAUCUGACCUGACAUAAGGCACAUGCACGCGCGCGCACACACGCACACACUUGCUGUCCAGAAUCUAUGAUGCAAAAGGUGAGGAAUGAGAAAAAAGUACCUCGUUCAGCCGGUAUGUGAACGAGGAAUUAAAAAGGUAAUUGUUCGGAAGACGGCGUAGUUACCAUUGUGAGUAAACAGGAUCAGAGGGUCAAGAAACAGUGUGACGUAGUCCGCGAGAUUGUAUAUAUUAUAUAUAUACAUUUACUCAGAGAUGGGCGUAUACUAAUUCAUUGGAUUCCUGAAGCAAACAAGCUUUAUACAUACAUAUACCGAUAAGGUGAUACCGCCAAAGACAAGGGAGACCGGAAUGGCCAGUUCUGGAUUAUUAGCCGUCAUCAGCCAGUCAUACCCAACCCCAAGUGUGGAUCACUUGAGAUUCGAACCCGGGAUAUUUGGUCAUGGAGUUUGACGCUCUAACAUUGAGCCACGGGCCCGUUGUCCCUAAUAUUAUAUAUAUUUAUAUACAUCAAGGGGAACGACAGAGCCUGCGAGUAGAAACUUGUUUGCUUUGGGAAGCCAAUGGAUCGGUGGGCACUAAUUCCUGAGUUUAUAUAUAUAGAUAUAUACGUAUGCACUGGAAGAUGGGCAUCCCAAGAAACAAAAUUCGAAGAAGAAUGAGUUCUUUGGGAAAAUGAAUAAACUGGUGAGCAUCCACAACGCAGCAGCAGCAUCCGGGACAGUGUAGCAUGAGGGUAAUAUAUGAGCUCCAGAAAAACGAUCUGACCUGACAUAAGGCACAUGCGUGCUCACACACGCACACACAUACUUGCUGUCCAGAAUCUAUGAUGCAAAUGGUGAGGAAUGAGAAAAAAGUACCUAGUUCAGCCGGUAUGUGAGCGAGAAAUUAAAAAGGUAAUUGUUCGGAAGACGGCGUAGUUACCAUUGUGAGUAAACAGGAUCAGCGGGCCAAGAAACUGUGACGUUUUUCAGUCGACCCAGAGUGCUCACAAGUAGACCGCGAGAUCAUAUAUAUUAUAUAUACAUUUACACAGAGAUGGGCGCAUAAUGAUUCAUUGGCUUACCGAAGCAAACAAGCUUUAUAUAUAUAUAUAUAUAAUAGUAGGGGGCGCUCACCGAUCGUUCAUACGGAGCUCACUCGUUCCGUUGUGCCUUACGGGCUCUCUCUCGAGCCCAACCCGGACAUAAAUGAGAAGAAGAGGCGAUCUCGGUAACCAUGAUUGUAUUGUCCUGACGUUUCAAAGGCAGACAAGCUUUCAUCGUCGGAGGUGAGUAUCGUACGGCAUCACAGUAUUUAUAGGAUGGGGAUAGAUAUCAGUCAUGCUAACACGGUGGUAAUUAUAGGGGGGAGUGGUUAAUCGGCUUGGGCGCUAAUGGCCCGCAUACGCACCGGGAUCGUCUCUGUAGUCGCAGGGGCAGAGCGGGAGGGAGGGUGACUGCUGUCAAUCGGCCUGUCUCUCGUCGGGGGGCGGCAUUUGAACGUAGGUGGCCAUCGCCCGCAUUCGCGUUGACCUUAAUUGUCGUACUGGGUUGCUAGUCUUGAUUGCAUCCCUCUGACCGCGUUUCUCCCCGUCUGCCGGAGUAGUAGUGGAGGCAACAGUAUUGAUGACUGCGUCUUCGUCGGGCCUGAUUUGUGGUGUGGCUACGUGUAGGUCCGUCGUAGGCUCUCCCGUGUUUGGAUUCACGUCCGGCCCGACUUUGCGCCUGCUCUUUAGUUCGUUGAAGGCAGUGGGUACGCAUCGAUCAGGUUGCGGAACAUGACUGUUCCGUUGUGCCUUUGCAGCUCAUACUAGAACCCUCGCAGGCAGUCGCACAGCGACUAGUAGUAGACAUAGAUGAGAUAGAGCCGACAAAGACAAGGGAGACCGGAAUGGCCAUUUCUGGCUUAUUAGCCGUCAUCAGCCAGUCAUACCCAACCCCAAGUGUGGAUCACUUGAGAUUCGAACCCGGGAUCUUUGGUCGUGGAGUCUGACACUGUGAGCGCCGGUCUCCCUUGUCUUUGUCGACUCCAUCUCAUAUAUAGAUAUAUGUAGACGAUAACGGACACCAUCAUCAGGCUAUUCCAAUAUAGUAAAACAAUUCGCUGCAGUAGAAGCCUAACGAAUGGGGUCGUUUUUCUGGAUGAUGCCCUAUUGUUGUAUGUAUGCGUGAUGAAACAAUGGGCGCAAACUGAAAGUGCAUCCGGCCGAUGUGAGUACGUUUUCUGACGUCCCCUGCAGGGUUACCCUUUAACAUCUCAAAUGUGUGGUACAAUCCAAGUCAAUUAUGACGUUUUUUGAAGCACGACGACCUAGAGAACAAUUUUACCUUCGCCCUGAAAUAAGUAAAAGUCGUGGGCGAAAAUAAAUGUGCAUAGACUACGUUUAUACACCACCCAAGAAUACUUAAUCGGAAAUAUUCCAGUAAUUGGGGGUUGCUCAGAUGUCAUUUCCUUGUGACAUGCAGAGGCAGUUACAUGUUUCCACAAUUUAUGCAUAAUAAUUGAGUUGUAUGUCUCUACUCACACUACAGAAAUGGCAGUAAUACCUAACACGUAUUAAGCAUUUCUAAAUACUGAAUCGUGAGGAAACUUAUUUCCCCCAAAUUAACAAAGGGAACCAUCUUUCCGUUCUUCACUUCCUGGAAAAGUUAUAAACGUAAAUAAUUAGAGAAGACCAUAGUGGAAGUAUAUGUGCUACUUUAGGGGCGAGUUCUUUGCGGCUAUGACAAAAAUCGAUGGUUGAAAAGGCCACCAAUAGGAAGCCAGCAAACCAGAGCAACGACUCAACCUCGCCGGUUCUCCGCGCGCCCCACGACUCCUUCUGUGAAUGCUGCGCGAGUCUCCAUGCAAACCGACAGCUUCCGGAGGCGUUUCUUCUACCAGAAGCAAAAACGUCCUCCUUCAGAGACCCAGUUAUGCGUCUCUACUGCAGAUCUACGUACCACAAAAACUGUCUCCUAACAAACCUGAUAGGCUGACUGGUCGGGGAAAGGCUGGGCGAGUGAGGUGAGUUUUUACGUCUUUUCCCUUUUUUGCUUUCAGGAUAGGACCGGUCAUAUUUGCAUCAUUUCCUCCUCCUCCUCCUCCUCCUCCUCCUCCUCCUCCUCCUCCUCCUCUUCCUCCUCCUCCUCCUCCUCAUCCUCAUCCUCAUCCUCCUCUUCCUUCUCCUACUCUCUCUUUUUCUUUCUCUCUCUCUCUCUCUCUCUCUCUAACACACAUACGCACACAGUCCACUGA